GUAAUAACUCGCCUGACUGAGCUGAAACUGUAGCAGUGCUGCUAAACCAGGACAUGGAGGCGAUAUACAGUAUUCUGGGUUUGGAGUGGUUAGACACCAGGAGUAUUUUAGUAUUUCUCUGUGUCUUUCUUCUACUCAGUGACAUUUUGAAGAACAGAAAACCAAAAAACUUCCCUCCAGGACCACGGGCUCUUCCUUUUAUUGGAGAUCUUCAUCGCAUUCAACCUUCCAGACUCCACCUGCAGUUAGUAGAGUUUGCAGAGAAAUAUGGAAACACUUUCAGCCUUCAUCUCUUUGGUGAAAGAGCUGUGGUCAUAAAUGGCUACAAAAGUGUGAAGGAGGCCCUGGUCGAACAGGGAGAGGACUUCGUAGAUCGUCCCACCGUUCCACUGUUUUCAGAGUUUUUCAAGAACCAAGGUCUUGUGAUGUCAAACGGUAAUUUGUGGAAGACUCAGAGGAGAUUUGCUCUUCACACACUGAGAAACUUUGGUCUGGGCAAGAAAAACCUGGCACUUUACAUCCAGCAGGAGUGCCAGUAUCUCACAGAGGCUUUUGCUGAACAGCAAGGCAAGCCUUUUAAUGCCCAAUCACUGAUAAACAACGCUGUGUCCAACAUCAUCUGCUGUUUGGUGUUUGGGAGUCGGUAUGAGUACAGUGACGAGCAGUACAAGACUAUUCUUAAAAAUUUAAAUGACGUUAUGCACUUACAGGGAGGAUUGUCAGUACAGAUUUUUAACGCAAUGCCCUGGUUAAUGAGAUGGGUUCCUGGACCUCAUAAGAAAUUAUUCAGGUUGAUACUGAAGGUUAUUGACUUUGUUGAAAUGAGAAUCAAAGAGCACAAAGAAAAUCUCGACCCUUCUUCACCAAGAGAUUACAUCGACUCCUUCCUCAUUGAAAUGGGAGAGAAAGAAGACAAAGAUUCUGGUUUUGAUCUCAUUAACUUGUGUGUUUGCACUAUGGACCUGUUUGGUGCUGGAACUGAAACCACCACAACUACUUUACACUGGGGGCUACUUUACAUGAUUUCCUACCCACAUAUACAAGAGAAAGUCCAUGCUGAGAUUGAUGCUGUGAUUGGUCCAUCCAGACAGCCCUCUAUAACUGACAGAGAAAACAUGCCGUACACCAAUGCAGUCAUCCAUGAGAUGCAGAGAAUGGGAAACAUUGUCCCACUCAAUCUGCCCCGCAUAGCAAAUAAGGACACAACUCUGAAUCAGUACUCAAUCCCAAAGGGUACAGUGAUAUUACCAAUGCUUCAUUCUGUUCUGCACGAUAAGACGAUGUGGGAGACCCCACACACCUUCAACCCUCAACACUUCCUGGACGAGGAUGGUAAAUUUAGGAACAGGGAGGCCUUCAUGCCUUUUUCUGCAGGUAAGCGCGUGUGUCUUGGAGAACAGCUGGCCAGGAUGGAGUUGUUCCUGUUUUUUACCUCCAUCCUUCAGAGGUUUAAGGUGUCCUCUCCUGCAGGCGAGAAGCCCAGUCUGGAGUUCAAGCUGGGGGCAACUCGCCUUCCCAAACCCUACCGCCUAUGUGCUGUAUCACGUUAAACUGCAUAUUACUUUAAACUGAGUCAGACAAUUCAGUGUUCAAACAUUUGUAUUGCAUUAUAAAUGUGGGUAAAGAAAUAGGUAUUAUAAUGCUCUAAAGGGAGUAUAGAUUUAUCUGUUACUAAAAGGGUUGUAAGAUUUAUCUAGGCAAGAUGAAAAAACUUAGGUUUGUGCUCUGAGAUUUAUGUGACUAAAAAUCUACAACUUUAUCUAAUUUUUUAGACUUUCAGAACGUGAUCAUAAUUGUCUCGCUGCUUUCAAAUUAGUCCAUAAUGGAUCGUUUCUCACAGGAGAAACUAAUUGGAAUCAGAGUUGUAACAUUUAAAUGCUUUAUUCUGCCACUAAAUAUUAUUUUUCUGCUCUUUGGUUUUUGUAUUCAAGAAUAAAAUCAUUGUAUAUUAAACCUACUAAGCUGAAAUCAGACACCUCUUAAUGGUUAAAAAUCACUUUAACAUCAUCAAGAAAUCACUGCACAAUCAAACACUUGGAGUGACUGGUCUUUAUGCCUCCUAUAAGAGGAAAAAAUAAAAAACAAACUUUAAAAGUAAAAAGAAUGAUUUGUGAACCCAAAAGUUCACUUCUUGAUUAAGCAAGGUGAGGAACAUAAACUUUGCUUGUUGAAGGAUUUCAGCAUCUUCUCCUCUGAUGAAGGUGAUGUGUAAUGUGACUUUACAGCACCAGAUGGAACUGAACGUUGAGCUUUAGGAGGAGGCCUCAUCACAGUUGUACUGAUUCCUAAAUUUGACCUCCUCAGUCACUGACUGGUUGACUGUGGGGCCGCAGCAGCUCGUGGGUCGUGAGGAUAGACAUUAAUUUCCUAAAUCAAUAUCAACAUGAAUGUUACAAUUUUUGGCACGUAAUCAAUGAAAAACACAAAUGUUGCCUAUUUAAGCUACUUGUCAUCUCUUAACUUCCUCACUGCAGGUUGUGUCUUAUAAUAUAUUAAUAAUAAUAACAUUUUUUUUAUUUUAGCUGUGGUUCAAAUUAAUCAGAAGUUCGCAGCUUUCUGGAUUCAUUCAUUGGAUUUCUAAAUUUGAGUAAUAACCCUGUAAUAAUACUCCAGAUUAACUAAGUUAAAUGGUGGGAAGACGUCUUGUGAACCGAUUCCAAAUCUAAAGUACAAAAAAAUAAAAUGAAAUAAAAAACGUGGCAGCUCAACAGAUUUCUGAACUGCAGCUAUUAGCGCAGAGAUAGUAUAGUAAAACGUCACCACAGAUUAGGUUAAAAACAGUCCCACCUUCUCAACAAAAGUCACUUUUUCUUAUUUCUCUUUAUGUCGUCAGUUUUUGUUGUUCUGUUCAGCCUUUCUCUCUGCUCCAAAUACAUUUUUAAUAUGAAUAUCUCUUCUGAUGGAUAAUAAAACUUUUGCCGAGCGCUA
Austrofundulus limnaeus is the source of this 2928-nucleotide messenger RNA. RefSeq names its product cytochrome P450 2J2. Gene Ontology annotation, biological process: xenobiotic metabolic process. NCBI's taxonomy places the organism in Eukaryota, Metazoa, Chordata, Actinopteri, Cyprinodontiformes, Rivulidae. Bases 54 to 1550 code for a protein of 498 amino acids. Gene Ontology annotation, cellular component: intracellular membrane-bounded organelle; cytoplasm. The record is from RefSeq and is a predicted model, not a curated record. The transcript has 9 exons. Gene Ontology annotation, molecular function: iron ion binding; oxidoreductase activity, acting on paired donors, with incorporation or reduction of molecular oxygen, reduced flavin or flavoprotein as one donor, and incorporation of one atom of oxygen; heme binding.